UCAUUACAAUUAUUUUGGUUGUUUCGUGUGGACGUACAAUUUGUGUGUCGGCCGUUGUGCUGUAUAAAGUAACGGAUAUUAUUUUAUAAUCAAAAAGCGAAGUUGAAUUUAAAAAUAAAAAUACAAAGAUUUUUUUGUUUGUAUUCGUGUUCUACCACCAAUAAGUGAAAUUUGACAAAGUGCGGUUUAAAAACUUACCAUCGAGCUCACACAUUUCGAUUUCGCUACCUACUCAUACUUGCGCUGCAACUGUAACUCGUCGAAAGUUUGUGCGCGUUUUGUAUUUUUAAACAUUUUCUGUAUCAUUGUUCCAUCGUUGCCGAAAAUCGAAUAGUCAAACUGUUUCUCAGUGUCAUUGUGCGAGUUUUGUCUGAUAUCCUUUUUGUCCUAUCAUUCGUAUUCCUACGUGAUAAGGGUGUGUACUUGAUGACCUACCCGCUGUAAAAAAAAUUGGAAGGAAAAUAUUAAAACAAACAAGCAAAACACUUGUGUACACCUGCAAUUGCAGCGAACCGUAAAAGUGCAAGGAACAACGAUUCGGGAUAUACGCCCUGUUUUAAGUGAACACUUCAACGCUACGAGACACAAAUAGAAUUUAUUUGAAAAAUGUCGGUGUCAUCAAAUGCCUCAUCUGCAUCCUCUUCGGUGACCGGUAUACCCAUCAGCAAUGGCAGCACGAACAGGCCAUCGCUGGGACGUCCAGGCAGCUGCGACUCCUCCGCAGGAAGUGAUUCGUCAGAAUUAACACAUAUAUUGAAUCGUAGGCAAGUGAUUAUGGAUUCACAAGAGGCAGGCAUUGAGGUGCCGCACCAAUUCAAGGUGGUUAACGUCUACACGGAAUUUCAUGAGUUCUCAAGAAAACAAAUUAAAGACUACCAAAAAACCUUUAACAAAUAUGACGUGGGUCACGACGGCUACUUAGAUUUGACCGAAUUAAAAUUUAUGAUGGAAAAAUUGGGCGCACCUCAAACACACUUGGGCCUCAAGCAAAUGAUUGCCGAAGUCGAUGAGGAUCACGAUGGCAAAAUUUCAUUCCGUGAAUUCUUGUUGAUCUAUCGCAAGGCACAAGCCGGUGAACUCGACAACGAUUCAGGUCUGAAUCAAUUGGCACGUCUCACCGAAAUCAAUGUGGACGAGGUUGGGGUUACCGGCGCGAAAAAUUUCUUCGAAGCCAAAAUCGAACAGCAAUUGCGAACGAAUAAGUUUCACGAUGAAAUACGACAGGAACAGGAGGACCGCCGUCGCGAGGAAGAGGAGCGUGCCAAUCGGCGUUUACAAUUCCAGCAGCGUGCAGCGAUUUUUCAGUAAACCGAGAUUGUAUUGCAGAUACACGCACGGCUGGCUGGUGGCGGGGGGGAAGUAAUGGGAAAAUUUUGAGAAAUUUUUAAGAUCUAUCAUCACUUUAUAGCUUUUAAGGAUAUCAUUUAAGCACAUCAACAAAGCACUGAAUGGAAAUGUGUUAUAAAAACAAAAAGAAACAAAGAAAGAGAAAAACAUGAAGAAGAACCACUCAUACACAUCGCAUAUCGCAUAAAUAUUUUAUAAGAUUCAAGUAACUAAACAUGAAUAAUUGUACGUGAAGCAAGCUUAAGCGUGCGCAACAAGAAAAAAUAGCAUAACGAACAAAACAAAAAAGAAAAACAAAUAGGUAUACUAUGCUAAUAUAUACAUAUUAAAGUGCAUAAAUACUUUUUUCUCUACACAAGUAUUGAUACCAAAUUGUGCGUGCAUUUAGAAAGCGCCACGUUAGUUUUUAGAAACAGUUUAUAUAUAGCACCGUUCGUGCAGCAUUUAAUUGCUUUGCUUUAGUAGAUGGCGAGCCUAAAAGUAGACUAUAACUUUAUGUGUGCAUAUGUAUGUGCAAAUACUCUGUAAAAUCGAAUUGCAUGAAAUUGUUGUUCCAUCCUUUUUCCUCACAGCUGCAUACACUUUCGUAUGUAUUAGUGAGCUGUUCGUAUACUCAACUUUAGGCGCUCAGAAUGUCGCUGAUUAUACUGAAAUAUAGACGCGUGAAUAACAGUUAAUUCGUUCAAAAUGUUACUUUUUAGUUUAAUACAACCUAAAAGUUUGCAAAUAAUUCAAAUUUGUACUAACUAAAAAUUAGCGAAUACAUUUGAGUUGCUGAGUCCCAAAAGAGCAGUUGCUCUCCUGAAACUUAGGAAUGCAAAGAGGAUGCUUUGAAAAAAAAAACAACAAAAAUUAAAUUUCACAAAGUAAUUCUUGUAUCGCUUUAGCAAAGCAAUUGACUAUUGUGCGUGCGUGUUUAGGGUAUUCGCUUAUAAAUAGGGUGUUAAUUUGUGUGCAAAAAAGUUUGUUUUACUUUAAAAAUGAAGAUAAAAAUUCGCAAGCAUAAAUUUUGCGUAAAUUUCCACUUGUGAAUGUUUCAUAUUGCAAUUUGCACCCGAAUUUUUAUAAGCAACCUCCUUGGGUUUUUUUAAAACAAAACAACAACAACAAAACUAGUAACUUUGUAGCAUUGCAAAAUCUUUUUGUAGCCGUUUAGUGUAAGCUAAAUUAGUUGUAUGUACUUGGCAAGCAAUAAUACGCACCAUAUAAAAAUAAAUACAUACAUAUAUACAAAUAACCAUACCGUACAAUUAACAGUCUACUCGUAUAUAUAAAUAUAAAUAUUUUUUA
This is a messenger RNA of Anastrepha obliqua, 2637 nucleotides long. RefSeq names its product EF-hand domain-containing protein D2 homolog (gene Swip-1). NCBI's taxonomy places the organism in Eukaryota, Metazoa, Arthropoda, Insecta, Diptera, Tephritidae. Bases 607 to 1308 code for a protein of 233 amino acids. Gene Ontology annotation, molecular function: calcium ion binding. The transcript is spliced from 2 exons. The record is from RefSeq and is a predicted model, not a curated record.